AUGGAACCCAAAGGAGAAACGCAGUGGAGCUCUAUUUUAGUUCCUUCUGUUCAAGAGAUGGUGAAGGAGAAGUUAAUCACCACCGUUCCUCCCAGGUAUAUCCAGUCGGACCAAGACAAAUCUGGAGUCGUCGACAAUUCUGGUCUAUUAACGGAGAUCCCAAUCAUCGACAUGAAGCAGUUGUGUUCUUUGAACUCCAUGGACUCUGUCUCUGAGCUUGUAAACCAUGGAAUAGACCCAUGUUUCUUGAACAAAACAAAGUCGGAAAUUCAAGAUUUCUUCAACCUUCCCAUGGAAGAAAAGAAAAAGUUCUGGCAACAACCAAAUGAGAUGGAAGGUUUUGGACAAGCUUUUGUGUUUUCAGAAGAUCAGAAACUUGACUGGGCAGAUAUGUUCUUCUUCAUAGUGCAGCCUGUUCUAUUGCGCAAGCCUCACUUGUUCCCCAAGCUACCUCUUCCCUUUAGAGAUACAUUAGAGAUGUAUUCCGCUCAAGUGAAGAGUAUAGCUAAGAUCUUAAUAGCAAAAAUGGGGGAAGUCUUGCAGAUAAAACCUGAGGAAAUUGAAGAUUUAUUUGGUGAUGAUAUGCUCCAGAGUAUGAGGAUGAAUUACUAUCCUCCAUGUCCGGAGCCUCAUCAAGUUAUUGGUCUAACUCCUCAUUCGGAUCCGGUCGCACUCACCUUAUUGUUGCAGGUGAAUGAAGUUGAAGGUCUCCAAAUCAAGAAAGAUGGCAAAUGGGUUUCUGUCAAACCUCUCCCAAAUGCUUUCAUUGUCAAUGUUGGAGACGUCUUAGAGAUAAUAACAAACGGAACAUACAAAAGCAUAGAGCAUCGUGCAGUGGUGAACUCGGAGAAAGAAAGGUUGUCUAUUGCCACAUUUCAUUAUCCUGGACUGAAUAAUGAAAUUUCACCCUCGAAAAGCCUCGUUGGAAAGCAAAAACAGGGUGCAAAAUUUAGAAGCCUGACGACUAAAGACUACUUGAAAGGCUUGUUCUCCAGUGAACUCUACGGAAAAACUUACCUUGAUGCGAUGAGGAUCUAA
Eruca vesicaria subsp. sativa (arugula) is the source of this 1038-nucleotide messenger RNA. NCBI's taxonomy places the organism in Eukaryota, Viridiplantae, Streptophyta, Magnoliopsida, Brassicales, Brassicaceae. The record is from the annotation of a GenBank genome assembly.